This is a messenger RNA of Hemicordylus capensis (graceful crag lizard), 4717 nucleotides long. Its product is annotated as neuronal pentraxin-1-like. The record is from RefSeq and is a predicted model, not a curated record. The transcript is spliced from 5 exons. The coding region runs from base 1 to 1659 and encodes 552 amino acids. Lineage: Eukaryota; Metazoa; Chordata; Lepidosauria; Squamata; Cordylidae.
AUGGCCUGGCAUUGGACACUGCUCUGCCUCGUCUUCUCUCCACUGGCACCCGCAUCGGAAUAUGGCUUGCCCAAAUUUAUCUGCAGUCCUAUGCCACUGGACAUGGAUAAUGGCUGCCAGUCCACCAGCCAGCAGCGACAUGGAGCAGGGGCGAACAGUGGGGGCAACGGGCACUGGGUAGGGACUCUAGAAGAAGCCAAGGAAACAAUCCUGCACCUGCGGGAGACGGUGGUGCACCAGAAGGAGAUGAUUUUGGACCAGAGGGAGACGGUGCGAGAGUUGACGGCCAAACUGAGCCGCUGCGAAGUCCAUUCCCGGAGGCAUGGGGAGCACCAUAGUGGUCACCAUGAAGACAAUCAUAGCCAUAGCCAUGGCCAUGGGCAUCUUGAGGGGGUCCACCGAGGCCAUCAUGAGAGUGGGCAUCAUGAGGGUGGGCAUCGGGCCCAUCAUGAGAAUGGUCACAGGGGACACCAUGAGAAUGCACAUCAGAGUCACCAUGAGGAUGGUCAUCAAGGUCAUCAUGAAGAUGGUCAUCAAGGUCACCGUGAGGAUGGCCACAGGGGACAUCAUGAAGCUGGCCACCGAGAUCCCCAUGAAAGCAUCCAUGCCAGGGAGAAUGAGUACCACCAUUUUGGACAACGGGAGCACCAUGAAUUGCAGGUGGGGCACACCUCCCAUGAUGCCUUUCGCAAGGGGGCUGCGGCUGCCAACACCAUGGAAGAUCCACCCAAGGAGACAUCUGCUGGGGUUCACCAGAUGGAGAGGAUGCUGGAAUCACUCAAGGAGAGACUGGAGCAUCUACAGCACAAUCGGAACAGCUCUGUCUUCUCCACGUCACUGCGCGAUGCUCUUCAGAAAAAGAUAAGCAUCUUGGAGCACCAGAUCCAUGAGAAAUCAAACACUUCUGAGCCUCAUGAACACAGUGUGCCAACAGCUGCAGGGCUAAGACACAAGCCCGUGUCCCAUGGACACAGUGUUGAGAAAGCUCAGUUCCACAUCUCUGAUCCCCUCUGUCCUCCAGGGCACAAGGUGGAGAAGCAUUCUGAGGAUUUCCGUGUUGGCUUUCCCCUCCGCACCAAUUAUAUGUACGUUAAAGUGAAGCGUACUCUCCACCAUGAGAUCUUUGCCUUCUCCAUCUGCCUCUGGCUCAAAUCCAGUUCAGCACCUGGGAUGGGCACACCCAUCUCAUACUCUGUGCCAGGCCAGGCCAAUGAAGUGGUGCUUAUUGAAUGGGGGAAUAACCCAAUGGAACUGCUCAUCAAUGACAAGGCUGCCACGUUGCCACUGGCCAUUAACGAUGCUAAGUGGCACCACAUCUGUGUGACAUGGUCAACUCGUGAUGGCAUUUGGGAAUCUUACCAAGAUGGGGUCCGGAGAGGGAGCGGAGAGAACCUGGCUCCUUGGCAUCCUGUGAAACCUGGGGGUGUUUUCAUACUGGGCCAGGAGCAGGACACUCUUGGUGGCCGUUUCGAUGCUACUCAAGCCUUCAUUGGGGAGAUCUCAGAUUUCAACAUGUGGGGCCACAUUUUGACGCCAGGCGAGGUUUACAAGAUGGCGACCUGCACUAGUCACAUUGGUGGUGACCUCAUUAACUGGGCUGAGGCCUCCAUGGAGCUUCAUGGAGGAGUGGUUAAACUACCUUUUAAUGCCUGCCACUGAGGAGCCAUGUAGGAAUAGGGACUUCUGAGUGCUGUGGGAAGAGAGCGAAAUCGAAUGCAUUUAAGAUAGCAGGUGGGGCUUUGAACAAGGACCCCAGGAUUCCCUGAGAGACAAAGGCAUCCCAUGGCUUUUUUUUUUUAAAGGUAGGGUUGGGAACCAUAAUUCCUGAGUUCCUUGGAGGAUGAGCAGGGUUAUUCAGUUUGGGACAGGGGUGGAGCUUCUUUCAGUGCUACUGGGCUCUCUGGAAGGAGAAUAGGGUUUAGCAGUAUUGUACAGAAAGGCUUUAGGGUCUGGGAGACAGCACUUCUGAAUUCUCAGCAAGGGUGCCUGAUUCCUUUUCUUUUCUUUUUGAGUAAGCAAAUUUUUGGAGCAUUGGUAUCUGUUUUAUCAAGUGGUUCUAUGGAUCUGAGGGCAUUGUGAAAUAAGAAACAUCCCCAAAUGUUAUAUGGAGCCAUGUUAUGAAAUUUUAUUUUGAAAUUACCAACAGUUCUUUGCUCCUGUGUUCUCAUGAUGGGAAGUAUGGAUAUAUCAGAUGGAACUAAGAGACGGUUUAGGUCUUUUUCAGGGUCUUAAUUAGAUAGACUUGCAGAAGGUGGCUGGAAGAGUUGGACCAUCUAUACUUUGGCAAACCAAGCUGUGCAACUAUCUCCCAACUAGGAAGCACAAGUUUUGGUUUUGUCUUGAGGCUUCCUUCUGUUGCCUUUGUGGAACAUGCUUCGCAGGAACUGAAGGAACAGUUGCAUAUUUCUUCCUGAUUCUUCUACCCAAAUGAUGCUCCUUUUGAGGAAUUAGAUAUGGACACCUUGACUUGGAAGAUCUGGCAAUAUCCAGCACUCCUUCUUCUGCAAGAUCCUCGUGUUUUGUUUUGUUUUUAAACCAACCUAACCAGCAAUUGGUGAACACAUACCUUCUCUCAUCUGUUUCCUCCAAUAGGGAACAGCUCCCUGCCUCAUUCCAAGUGCAUCAGCCAGUCACAUGUGCCCCACACAUCUAGUGGGUGAUUUGAAAUUCUGUACAGAAAUGAAGUCCUUUGAGGAUAUCCCAAAGCUCAGGGGGAUCGGUUUCUGGUCCUGCUGUUGACUUUAAUUGCUCCAUUCUCCAAGUCAGGAAUCACUUGCAAGAUCUGGGCCUGCCUAUUGGAUUUGGAAAGGAUCUCUAGGAACAUAUUGCUCUCUUUAUCUUAUAAAUAUAUACAAAUAUAAAUACAAAUAUAAAUAUAAUAUGUCUACACACAUAUAUGUAACGUGUGCCUCUACACAGAUGCAUUUCUCUUUGGAUGGAUUCACACUACCACUUUUCUGUUCCCCCCACCCCCAACUCUGCUGGUUUCAGUUUAAUCAGCUGAAUUUGCAUGUAUAACACUCCUUUUGUAAGUGGUUUGACAUACGUCCACCAGUAUCAGGAAACCUUUAUUUGAAAGUCUUCCAAAUAUGGAUUGACCAUGUAAUCUAGACAUGGAUGUGACCAAAACCAGGAGCCAGUGUGCAUAACCCUGGAAGCAUGUUGAAAUGUGGGUUGAUGGUAUAAUAUCAGAUACUGGAGGCAUGAUAAAGCCACACUGCACAUCACUGUAAAUUAGAUAAUUUCUUCAUGAAAUGGCAGUAUAGAACAUCUCUGUGUUUUUUGUUGACUGGAUUCUGAUAUGCCAUAGCUAAGAGAAUGGCUGAAUGUUACAUCACUCGUACAAACCCCAAUUCAGCGCUUAACAGGCUCAACCCACAUGCAGGUUGACUUGCAUAGUGCCAGAAUAUGGAAUGAUGCAAGACAACAGUCCAAGAAAAUAAGCUUUGCCUGGCCAUGUACUCGAGGCCAUAAAUCCACUCCAGUCCCAUGCAUGCAAUUUCAACUCAGACUGACCUGAAAAGGACAAUAUGGGUUGGGAAAUAGAUGGGAAAGUAAUUGAAUGAAUCUGUUCCAUACCCACUAUCAUAAUAGAUCAGUUACAUUGUCCAAUAGGUUGGAUUUUCCCCCUGCCUUUGUAAAUAGGGGAAUACGAAGAUCUUAUGGUUAAGAAAAUGGGAGUCAGAAGAAAAUUUAGACUCUCUGGAAAGAAACAUGAGGUUCAGCACAUUGGAACAGGUGAACCUGGAAACCAGGCUUCUGGGAGAGAAGUUGUGUCUGUGUCCAGUGCAGGGCUGCCCUCCAGCUCCCAUCACCCCUAGCCACAGUGGCCAAUAGUCAGGGAUUAUGGGAGUUGUAGUCCGACAUCCAUGCAGGAGGGCCGAGCUUGUGCAGCCAAAACAGAUGUGUUGGUGUUUCCCUUGUUCUCCUUUAAAGCAUCUAUAGGACCUCUGGUUUUGAAUGGAACAAUGGUGCUGGGAGAGGAGUGCUUAACUCUCUCCCUAGUGCCAUUUCCCUGAACUAAAUUAUCUCCUCCCCAAAACUGCUCUUAUACCCAGUGUGGGGGAGGGGACCAGGUUCCUGUCCUUAUCUCACUGUGGGUCCAAUACAGCAGAUGCAAUGAGCAGCAGGUGAGAGCUGGUGUAGUAGACUGAGCUAUGAAUUAGGAAGUUCCUGGUUCGAAUCUCACUUCUUCCAUGAACUUGCUAGGUGGCCUUAAGCAAGCCACUACCUCUCAGCCUCAGCUGCUCUCCAGCUGUAAUAUGGGGAUGAUAAUAUUUGCUUACCUUGCAGGGUUGUUGUAAGGAUUACAAUCUGGCAAUACAUGUGAAGUUCUGUUAAUGUCCAAAAACUCUAUAUAAAUCCUAAACAUUAUGAUGAUGGAUCUCCGGGGCCACAUUUGUUGUGGUCUUAUUAAGAUGCGGGGUCUAGAAGCCAGAACUCCUGGGUUCUCUGGAAGAGGUAAGGGAUGUAGCAGUCCAGAGCUGAGAAUGCUUGCUCAAAGAACACCAAAUGUCUUCUCUUGUAUGUUUGCUUGUAUGUAUGUACAUACAUAUUAUAUAAAAUUAACAUAGGGUUUUCUAUCUCUCGCUUUGUAAAUACUUGAUCUUUCUGGGUGUUGAUAGUAUAUGUUUUAUGUGCAAAAGGGGAAUGGGUGGGACAUUAUUGUCUUUAAUUUUCUUACUCCAAACUGGUUGCAAUAAAUCUGCCAAAGAAA